This is a messenger RNA of Beta vulgaris subsp. vulgaris (sugar beet), 1275 nucleotides long. Its product is annotated as suppressor protein SRP40-like. The record is from RefSeq and is a predicted model, not a curated record. NCBI's taxonomy places the organism in Eukaryota, Viridiplantae, Streptophyta, Magnoliopsida, Caryophyllales, Amaranthaceae. The transcript is spliced from 14 exons. The coding region runs from base 1 to 1275 and encodes 424 amino acids.
AUGGAGUCGAAUUCUGAUAGCAAUACUACUUGGGGUUCGAAGCUUGAGAAACUUCUGGACGAACCUGAUGAUAAUGAUACUGAAGAAGUUAACAGUACCAGGGAGACGAAGAUUGCCAAAAUUGAGCAAGAAGUUAAAGAUCAUUCCAGUACAAGUACUACUUGGGGUUCGAAGCUCGAAAAACUUAUGGAAGAACUUGAUGAUAAUGAUACUGAAGUUGAUGGUCCUGGGCCUCCUGGCAGUACCAGUAGUAGUACUACUACUUGGGGUUCGAAGCUCGAAAAACUUCUAGAAAUUGAUGCUAAUGAUACUGAAGUUGAUGGUCCCAAUACUAGGGAGACGAAGAUUGCCAAAAUUGAGCAAGAACGUGAUGCUGAUGAUAUUGAAGAAGUUAACAAAAAUCAUUCCAGUACAAGUACUACUUGGGGUUCGAAGCUCGAAAAACUUAUGGACGAACUUGAUACUAAUGAUACUGACGAUGAAGUUAAUGGUCCCAGUAACAGAUCCGCCACUACUAGUACUACUACUUGGGGUUCGAAGCUCGAAAAACUUUUGGCAGAACCUGAAGCUAAUGAUACUGAAGUUGAUGGUCCCAGUACCAGUACUAGUUGGGAUACGAAGUUGGACACACUUAUGCAAGAACCUGAUGCUAAUGAUACUGAAGAAGUUGACAGUACCAGUACUACUAGUUCCAGUACUACUAGUUGGGAUACGAAGUUGGACAAACUUAUGCGAGAACUUGAUGCUAAUGAUACUAAAGAAGUUAACAAUACCAGGUCGGAGGAGUCUAUAUUGCAGGAUAUUUAUGCUCUUCUCCAAGAACCAUUUAACUUCUCCUUUAAGAGCUUGGUGGAAGUAGAGAAAGAGGAGUAUGCUGCGCAAAAUCAAGAAUGUGCAGAAGCAGCUAUAUCUUUCUUGAAUGCUUCCUGCAAAAAUGCUGAGGGUGGUACCGAGUAUGAGCUUGUGGAGCCGGUGUCUAGUUUAUCAUUUGUGACUACAAGUCGCGGAUUACACUACCAUGCCAACUUUAAGGCUAAGUCGAAAAAUGAUCCGGAAGCUAAGCCAUUACUCUUUUUUGUUGAAUUGGUGAUCGAGAAGCCAGAACCUCAAGUUACCCUUUGCACUUGCUUGGGACCUAGUGACUCAGAAUCAGCUGCCACUGGACUCAAUGGUUGCGAAGUCUGCUCAAAGAUUCAGAUUCAUCAUCCUAAGAGUGGGGCAUUUGCGGUUUCUGGCAUCAGGUUGCAUGAUGUGCACAAUGAGGAAGUUGCUUAA